ACGGUGGUCAGCGGGCUCAACAGUAUCGACGAUUCAUCGCCUCCUGCGCCUCUUCACACCAUGGAGUCUGCACUCAACGAGCUCAAAGCAAAGGCAGCCGCCUAUGUCAACGGUCAGGACACGAUCGCUGCGCCGAGCGAACACAAAUUGCCCGCUGCACAAAUCGAUGGAGCGCACGCUGCCAAUGGCACCAAUGGUCAUGCUAAAGGAUCUGCGCACGGCACGAACGGCAAGACAAAUGGUCAUACAGUCGCAACUGCGCAUCCUCUCGAUCAACUCUCGACAGACGAACUCACGAGCAUUGGCGACAAAGUCAGAGAGCAUCUCAUGCAAUCACUAGGCAUCAAAGCGUACCGCUUCAUUUCCAACACCCUCGUCGAUCCUCCCAAGAAGGAUGUACUGAAGUAUCUGGGCAUUGCGACCAAUCCAGAGGAGCUGGGCAAGGUCGAGCCCGAUCAAGCUGUCAAACUCGCACGAAGAGCCAAGGUCAUUAUUCUUGACGCGCUGACCGGCAGUGCCUACACGAUCCUCGUUACCAUCGACCGAGCCAACGUCACCAUCGACAAGGUUGAUAAACUCGCAAAGGGCGUCCAGCCAUCGAUCUGUCCCGAGGAGCUCUUGGCUUGUGAAGAUAUCAUCAAAGCCGACCCUCAAGUCUGCAAACUCGCCAGAGAACUCGGUCUCGAGCCCGAACAGCUCGCAGCAGACGGAUGGUCUAUCGGCAUGGACGAUCGCUUUGGCUCGGGCAGACGCAUCCAGCAAGCGCUGAUGUACGCCCGUCUUCAGCCGGACGACAACCUCUACGCUCAUCCACUCGACUUUGUGCCCGUCGUCGAUGUCAUUGCGGGCAAGGUCAUCCACAUCGAUUUCCCCGCCACUAAGAAACCUGGCGAGAAGCUCUCUCGAGGUAGCUCUGCGCCCCAUGACAUCAAUGCGGACCAGCUUGCAGAGUCUGGCAGGGAGCGUGUUCCCGUACCUCGGCAGCCUUACGAAUACUUGCCAGACCUGCUUGCAGAGCACGAUCCGACCUUCAAGCUUCGUACCGAUCUCAAGCUCUUACAUAUCACUCAGCCCGAAGGCGCUUCCUUCACGCUCGACGGUCAUCAUCUCAAAUGGUCUACGUGGGACCUGCACGUCGGCUUCAAUGCUCGCGAAGGACUCUAUCUCAAUAUGAUCCAGUACGAUGAUCAUGGUGUCAAGAGGCCCAUCAUCGCUCGUCUGAGCAACAGCGAGCUCGUCGUGCCUUACGCUUCCGAAGCCUUCCCUCAUUCGCGCAAAUUUGCGUUGGACAUAGGCGAGUAUCUCAUCGGCACACUUACGAAUUCCCUCGAGCUGGGCUGCGACUGCUUGGGCGAGAUCGCAUAUCUCGACGGCUUGCUCACGUCUCACGAUGGCUCGGCUAUGAAGAUCAAGAACGCUAUAUGCAUCCAUGAAGAGGACGGAGGCGUGCUCUGGAAGCACACGGAUUACAGGCAAGACGGCAAGACACAUGCCGUCCGUUCGCGCAAGCUCGUCAUCUCUUCCUUUGCGACUGUCGCCAACUAUGAAUACGGCUUCUUUUACGAAUUUCAUCUCGAUGGCACGAUCAAAGUCGAAGUCAAGCUGACGGGUAUUCUGAAUACCUGGUCAUUGGCAGAAGGCGAGGAUGCAGGUCUGACAGGCACCCAAGUCGCGCCUCGCGUCGUCGGUCAGCAUCAUCAGCACUUGUUCUCCCUCCGCAUCGAACCCAUGCUCGACGGCGUCAACAACACUGUCGUCGAAACCAAUGUCGUUUCUGCGGAAGGGGAAGUUGGCUCAGCAGAGAAUUAUGCCGGAAACCGCUUCGAGGCUCGCAAGACGGUGCUCAAGACGGCCAAGGCAGCUAUAAGAGACCCCGAUCCUGCUACGAGCCGCUACUGGUCCAUCGUACAACCGUCCGAGAAACACUACUCGUCCGGUCACUCGCCCGCGUACAAGAUCAUGGCGCCUUACCAGCCGCCUCUGUACUGCAAACCUGGCUCGUGGGUCGCUCGACGUGCUCCUUUUGCAAAGCACGGUCUCUGGGUUGUUCCUACUAGUACAACGGCAGCAACUUCCAUCUACCCGGCCGGCGAGCACGUUCCGCAAUCUUGCCAAGACGGUGGCGAGCUCGAAGACUCCGUUCAGGUCUGGGCAGAUCGCGACGAGAAUAUUGAGAAUACAGACAUUGCUCUCUAUCUCACCUUCGGCACGACGCAUAUCCCUCGUCCGGAAGAUUUCCCCGUCAUGCCCACUGAGCAUCUCUCGGUGACGCUCAAACCUGUCGGCUUCUUCAAGCAAAACCCUGCUCUGGAUGUGCCCGCCGUUCGCGACUCAAAGAGCAAGCUGGCUCAUUGCAAUGGCUGCUAGCUCAUUUGAUAGGACACAGUCUUCCCCUGUUCGGCUAGACUUUAAUGUGACUUGUAGGGUUAGAUUUGCAUUCAAUGAUCUGCUUGAGGGUCAUGAGUGAUGGCCAGGAAGACGGAAUCAUGU
Messenger RNA from Mixia osmundae IAM 14324, 2490 nucleotides. RefSeq lists its product as uncharacterized. The record is from RefSeq and is a predicted model, not a curated record. Gene Ontology annotation, molecular function: primary methylamine oxidase activity; copper ion binding; quinone binding. Gene Ontology annotation, biological process: amine metabolic process. Bases 61 to 2367 code for a protein of 768 amino acids. NCBI's taxonomy places the organism in Eukaryota, Fungi, Basidiomycota, Mixiomycetes, Mixiales, Mixiaceae. The transcript has 5 exons.